AUGGAGGGUCCAUCUUCGCCGUCGUUGAAACUUAAGGCGGAGUGGGGUCCGGCCAUCUGCAUGGUGCUGAUCGAGGUGUUCACGACGGGGCAGAUGCUGCUCACAAAGGUGGUAGUCGACGCGGGGCUCUUCGUCUUCGCCCUCCUCACCUACCGCUUCUUCCUCGGCACCCUGCUCGUCGUCCCGCUCGCCAUCAUCUUCGAGAGAGGGAAGUGGAAGGAGAUUAAAUUGAAGGCAUUCAUAUGGAUUUUUACAAGUGCACUUGUAGGGUUCACAAUUCCUGGUCUUUACUACAUUGGUCUGGGAGAUACGUCACCCGGAUAUGCCAUCAAUUUUUACAACAUCAUCCCGAUAGCCACAUUCGUCCUUGCUAUUCUUUUCAGGAAGGAGCCUUUGAACUUGAAGAGCCUGGUAGGAAACAUCAAGGUGAUAGGAACCCUAGUUUGUGUUGGGGGGACACUGGUCAUCAGCCUCUACAAAGGCAAAGUGCUUCAUCUCUGGCCUACCAACAUCAUCGGGUACCACCCCAAGCAAUCUGGAUCAGCGUUUGGGCACCACCAUAUGCGUGGAACCGUCUUGCUCAUCGUCAGCUGCUUGAGCCUGGCCGUCUGGUACACAGUGCAGAAUGUUCCUACUGUCAGACUGAAUGGCCCAGAUGCUGAAAGUGUUCCCGUACAAGUACUGGUCCACAGUUGCCACAUGCUUCGCGGGCUGCAUCCAAAUGGCUGUUGUAGGGGUCGCAAUGAACAGAGAAAAGGCGACUUGGCAGCUGAAAUGGAACAUGAGCCUGCUUACAAUUGUUUAUUCGGUAAAUCUGGCAAUCCUCAAUAUUAA
This is a messenger RNA of Miscanthus lutarioriparius, 834 nucleotides long. The record is from the annotation of a GenBank genome assembly. Lineage: Eukaryota; Viridiplantae; Streptophyta; Magnoliopsida; Poales; Poaceae.